Messenger RNA from Carassius gibelio (silver crucian carp), 3696 nucleotides. Its product is annotated as tropomodulin-3. NCBI's taxonomy places the organism in Eukaryota, Metazoa, Chordata, Actinopteri, Cypriniformes, Cyprinidae. Gene Ontology annotation, molecular function: tropomyosin binding. Gene Ontology annotation, biological process: muscle contraction; myofibril assembly; pointed-end actin filament capping. The transcript is spliced from 10 exons. Gene Ontology annotation, cellular component: myofibril; striated muscle thin filament. The record is from RefSeq and is a predicted model, not a curated record. Bases 191 to 1228 code for a protein of 345 amino acids.
CUCUAGGGCAUUUCUAGUGUCUGGUUUCCUGUGUUACCACCACCCUUGAGCUGAGACAAGACGGGUGCGGGAGUUUUCUUUUGCUUUCCGACCAGGAAUAGGUCAAUAAAGUGUGCAUCGCUUUUAGGAAUUACACCAAGGCAUUUAAUCAAACUGGACUGCAGUCUCUCUCUGACGGACAGUGUGAAUCAUGGCUCUCCCGUUUAAGAAAGAUCUGGAGAAGUAUAAGGAGAUCGAUGAGGAUGAGAUUCUGAACAAUCUCUCAGUGGAGGAACUCAAGCAACUGGAAAGCGCUCUAGAGGAGAUCGACCCCGAGAAUGCUUUGCUGCCAGCUGGACUCAGGCAGAAGGACCAGACCACGAAAGCAGCCACCGGUUCUUUCAACCGUGAUAACCUGCUACAGUAUCUGGAGAAGGAGGCUAUGGACUAUAAAGACAGAGAUGAUUACGUCCCCUUCACUGCAGAGAAGAAAGGAAAGGUAUGGAUUCCCAAAAAGAAACCAAUCGAAAUCCAUCAGGAGGAAGCCACCACCCUUGACCCGGAAUUGGAAGAGGCACUUUCUAGCGCUACUGACACAGAACUGCAUGACCUGGCAGCUAUUCUUGGAGUGAACACACUGGUGACGAGCACGCGGACUUAUGAUGGCACCUAUACAGACGGUUAUAACAAUGUUGUUCAGGGAGAAAAGGUAAAGCCAGUUUUUGAUGAGCCACCAAACCCUACAAACGUAGAGGAAACUCUGCAGCGGAUAAAAUCCAAUGAUUCCUCACUGACCGAAGUCAAUCUCAACAACAUAAAGAACAUUCCAAUCCCGGCUCUAAAGGACUUUGCAAAAGCCUUGGAGAGGAACACUCAUGUGAAGAAGUUCAGUCUGGCUGCUACCAGAAGCAAUGACCCUGUUGCCAUGGCCUUCUCAGACAUGCUACGAGAGAAUAAGACGCUAAAAAGUUUGAAUCUGGAGUCUAAUUUUAUCACGGGCACAGGAGUUCAGGCUCUGGUGGAAGCUCUGCGGGACAAUGACACGCUAGCAGAGAUCAAGAUUGACAACCAGCGGCAGCAACUCGGUACGUCAACAGAGAUGGAGAUCGCUAAGAUGCUGGAGCAGAAUACAAGCAUUGUGAAGUUUGGGUACCAGUUCACCCAUCAGGGUCCCAGAGCCCGUGCCGCUGCUGCAAUCACAAAAAACAACGACCUGGUGCGACGGAGGCGAGUAGAGAAGGAUGUGUAGAACAUAUUCUCCUCUUUCUCUCUCUCUUUCUCUCUCUCACAAGCUCAUCGGACUCUUGUGCCAAACCCUCUGAGGGAGCCGCUUCACCUAAAGAAGGGACACAACUGGAUACUUUGCCUCCCUAAUGUUAAUACUCAAUGAUAUUUUUGUUAUGUUGUAUUAUUAUUAUUGUUAAUUGUUGUUUGUUUUAUAGCUGAAACUCUUUUGCAGCCAAUUUUUUUUUUUUUUUUUUUGCUUUGUAAAACCCUUUUUUGCUCUUUUUCUUUAUAAAAGUUAUUUGAAACGAAACUAAACCGGUUGCAACGGUUACACACAAGCACUCAAGCACUAUAGUGAUCUCUACAUGGAUGGGCUGGUUUAGAACUUGUCGCCCAUAUUCAUUCUGAACAAAUCUAGACUCAACUGGACUGGAUCUGCUGUGUUGCCCGCUUAAUGUGAGAUAAAUCUAGAUUUGUUGAGUCUGGGUUUGGCGCACAGAUUUCAGCCAAUGAGAGCCAUGCUGUUUGUAACAGACACUCCUUUAUAAAAGUCAUCUAUAGUCUCGCUGUUAGCUUCACUGUGAGUGUGUGAGAAGAUUGUGCGGCUGUAGUUUUAUCAGCAUGGGUUGUGGUUGGAUGUCUUUGGGCAGCUGGGUUGUCUCAAAAACUCUCAGCUUCCACACUGCGCCUCGGUUUUGCUGCCGAUUGAGACGAUUCAUAUUGUAUAAUUCACCUCUGUUCCCAAAAUACACCAGCUGAUACUGGGUGUCUGAGGAAUUACAAGUGCUAAUUUAAGAUCAACGCCCCAUUUUCACCAAACGUCUUUGGAAAUGGAAAGAUUUGUACUAGAUCAGCACUAAUGACAACCUUGAACGAAGGUUAAAGAUCGACAGGUUUCACUUAAAGGCUUUAGAGGUAUAUUUCCACCGAGCUAUGCACUAAGGGAUUUUUUUCUUCUUCUUUUUUUCAAUACAGGAAGUGUUCAUUUAUGUAAUUUAGUUGUCAGUUAUAGAUUUAGAUAAGAGUAUCAUUCCUGUAGAUAAAUCUAAAAUGGCUUUUCUAAUACCAUGCCAAAGACUAACACUUAAAUACUCUAAUCUUCAGGACUCUAACUGAUGUCAGACAGGAAAUAGGUUUGGAUUGCAUUUUUUUUUUUUUUUAGUUUAUUAAAGGUAUAAUUCACCUUAAAAGAAAAUGCUAAAUGUCUUGCCCUAAAUUGUUCCAAAUUUUUACGCUGUUAUUUUUUUGUAUAGAAUGCUAUAGGUUAAUUUUAAAAUAAUUUUUGCACAGUUUAUGGUAACCACAGCUGUCAAAGACAUUAUGGGUUAUGAAGACAAUAUGAUAGUUUUGUGCUUGGGUUAGGACAACAUUUAAAUCGUUCACUGUAAUUGGUUCACCAGCAACCAAUUGCCAAAUGGCUUGGAAUGUAACAAAUUUUGUUCGAAAAAUAGCUCCAUGAAGAUUCCCAUUCCAAAAAAAAAAAUAAUAAUAAUAAUAAUAACCAGAUAUGGGUUUUGAUAGAUUAUUCCUUUAGUUUAUCUAGAAUAAAUAUUUUUGAAACACAUGGUCUGUGCUAAAGAGGAAAUUAGAGAACUAGUUGAAUGAGAGCGAGAAGGAUGAGUAAAGUUUCAUCUUGAAUAGCAAACAAUCCUGUGAGCAUUUAGUGGUCCUGGUGCAACCAGAGUCCUGAACAUACAUGCAUGUUUGUGAUCGCAUGCAUGUUUGCAAGGUAAAGUUUUAUCUUUUCACUAAAGCUAUCUAACAUGCUUUCAUAACACCAGUGUAAGUAAGAUUAACCUUUAUACUGCUUGCCAUUUUCUGUGAGCAUGUACAUCCUGCGAGGUUCAUUGAUUGUGGUAAUUAAUGUAGAGCACAGACGCUUUGGCAUGUUUUUGAGGAAGGUGUUGAAGCCACCAAAUGGACCUUCAGCACAAAAGUGUGGCGAAGCAGUCUGAGUAUGGAUUAUAUAGCUGGAUUACACAGGGGAACAUGUACACCUGCUUUAAAUGCAAAAGCUAGGACCAAGUUUGAAGUUUUCCUUUUCUCACCUUGUCGUUUUGUACUGUUCAGUUUUCUAAGAGCCUUGUGUAUCAAUUGAGUUUAUGUUUGUCUUUCAGUUUUCUUUGUGAACAAAUGCUGAAUUGUGUAUGAAAUCUUUUUUUACAGGUUAUGGUUCAUUUCAUUCUAUCUUUCUUUUGAUUAUUAGUUACAGGUUCAUGCUUUGCUUAAAGCUUGUGCUUUUAAGAAAGAGCUCUGCAAUCUUACCAUGAGUUCAUUUGUAAUAACCAUCUCGAAUUGUCUUCAGAAGAUUCCACACAAAUAUACAUAUAAAUAUUGUGUACCAUAAACGCCUCUUAUAUUGCCGCAUUUUUGUAUGUUGAAGCUACAUGUCUGGAUUCCUGAAGAGGAAAUCUUACUAUGUACUGUUAAUAACACACAACUCUGUAAAGUAUCAGACGUCAUCAAUAAAAUGUAUGUUUUUACAGAUUG